Strigops habroptila (Kakapo) is the source of this 6339-nucleotide messenger RNA. RefSeq names its product semaphorin 3C (gene SEMA3C). NCBI's taxonomy places the organism in Eukaryota, Metazoa, Chordata, Aves, Psittaciformes, Psittacidae. The record is from RefSeq and is a predicted model, not a curated record. Gene Ontology annotation, molecular function: semaphorin receptor binding; chemorepellent activity. Gene Ontology annotation, biological process: semaphorin-plexin signaling pathway; negative regulation of axon extension involved in axon guidance; neural crest cell migration. The transcript is spliced from 18 exons. Bases 564 to 2819 code for a protein of 751 amino acids.
AUCCCCCACCCCGCGUAGCGAAACGCCGAGCGCGGUGCCGAGCGGAGCUGCCGCCUCGCGCUGCCCGUGCCGUGCCGCCGCCGCCGCGCUGGGCGGGGUGUGGCCUCGCCGUUAUUUAUGAGCUCCAGCCCCGCUCCGCUCCGCUAAUGAUGCACCGGAGGCCGCGGAGCCGUGCCUCGGUAGCGCGGCGAGGGCAGGGCAGCGCCUGUAACUGGAAACCAGAGCGGUCACCGUCACCGCCUGGCCGCUUCCCAUUCACUCCUAGGUGCUCAACUGCGGACUGGGGAGAAGCGCUCCUGGUGCCUUAGGAGUGCGGCUGUAAGGAUUGUUUUACGGAGGAGCCGGGAGUACCUUUGCAACCACUGGGAGGAGAGACUUUCCUUUAUUUUCUUUUUCUUGUUUUAUUUUUUUGUUCCCCCACAAUGAGCCAGGUUUGGAAUUAAAGUGUUCUGGUAGCAGCACUGGAGUCUGUAAACUGAUAGAGACCAGAUAGAAAUCUGUAUUACUGGUUCCUCCAAUAGCUGGGUUUUGUUUCUUGGAUAUUAAGUUGCAAAUCUGAAGAGAUGGCAUCUCUUGCACUGCACGUGUUGAUUGGGAUAUUUAUUUACUUUAGCAGUGUAAAAGGAUCUUCCCAGCCUCAAGCACGGGUGUUCUUAACAUUCAAUGAGCUGCAAGAAACCAAGACCUCUGAAUAUCACAGAAUAUCCCACAGUCCCCUAGAUUACAGGAUAUUAUUCAUGGAUGAAGAUCAGGAUCGGAUCUACGUGGGCAGCAAAGAUCAUAUUCUGUCAUUGAAUAUUAAUAAUAUAAGCCAGGACCCUCUCAGUAUUUUCUGGCCAGCAUCGGCAAACAAGGUUGAAGAGUGCAAAAUGGCUGGCAAAGAUCCUACACAUGGCUGUGGAAAUUUUGUGCGUGUGAUACAGUCAUACAAUCGCACGCACCUCUAUGUGUGCGGCAGCGGCGCCUUCAGCCCCGUGUGUGUCUAUGUCAACAGAGGACGCAGGUCCGAGGAACAAGUCUUCAAGAUCGACUCCAAGUGUGAAUCAGGAAAGGGACGCUGUUCCUUCAACCCUAAUGUGAACACGGUGUCUGUUAUGAUCAAUGAGGAGCUUUUUUCAGGAAUGUAUAUUGAUUUCAUGGGGACGGAUGCGGCCAUUUUUCGGAGUCUGACCAGGAGGAAUGCAGUGCGAACCGACCAGCACAACUCCAAGUGGCUGAGUGAGCCUAUUUUUGUGGAUGCUCAUGUUAUCCCAGAUGGCACUGACCCCAAUGAUGCCAAGAUCUACUUCUUCUUCAAAGAGAAACUCACAGACAACAGCGGCAGCACAAAGCAAAUUCAUUCCAUGAUUGCGAGAAUAUGCCCAAAUGACACGGGUGGUCAGCGUAGUCUCGUGAACAAGUGGACAACAUUCUUGAAAGCAAGACUUGUGUGCUCAGUAAUGGAUGAAGAUGGAACAGAAACGUACUUUGAUGAAUUAGAGGAUGUGUUUCUUCUAGAGACAGAUAACCCCAGAACAACCCUUGUGUAUGGGAUUUUUACAACAUCAAGCUCCAUAUUUAAAGGCUCAGCCGUGUGUGUGUAUCAUCUGUCUGACAUCCAGACUGUGUUCAAUGGGCCAUUUGCACACAAGGAGGGCCCAAACCACCAGCUGAUUCCAUAUCAGGGCAGAAUUCCUUACCCACGACCCGGCACCUGUCCAGGAGGAGCCUUCACACCUAAUAUGCGGACAACCAAAGAGUUUCCAGAUGACGUUGUGACCUUCAUCAGGAAUCACCCUUUGAUGUUUAAUCCCAUUUAUCCAAUACACAAGAGGCCAUUAAUCAUCCGGAUAGGAGCUGACUACAAGUAUACAAAGAUCGCUGUGGAUCGAGUGAAUGCUGCUGAUGGGAGGUAUCACGUCUUGUUUCUUGGAACAGAUCAAGGAACCGUACAAAAAGUUGUUGUCUUACCCACCAACUUCUCUGCAAGUGGAGAACUCAUAUUAGAAGAGCUGGAGGUUUUUCAGAGUAAUUCUCCUAUAACAACAAUGAAGAUUUCAUCUAAAAAGCAACAGUUGUAUGUGAGCUCAGAUGAAGGGGUCACUCAGGUAUCCUUGCAUCGCUGCCACAUCUAUGGGACCGCCUGUGCUGAUUGCUGCUUAGCCCGAGAUCCAUACUGCGCCUGGGAUGGCAACUCCUGCUCCAGGUUUUAUCCCACAGGAAAAAGGAGGAGUCGUAGGCAAGACGUGAGACAUGGAAACCCUCUGACUCAGUGCCGAGGUUUCAACCUGAAAGCAUACAGAAACGCUGCAGAAAUAGUUCAGUAUGGAGUGAAAAACAACACCACCUUUCUUGAAUGCACACCCAAAUCUCCUCAGGCGUCUAUUAAAUGGCUGCUACAGAAAGACAAUGACAGGAGGAAAGAGGUCAAGCUGAAUGAGAGGAUCAUAGCUACUGAGCAAGGACUGCUCAUUCGCUCUGUCCAAGACAGCGACCGGGGGCUUUACCACUGCAUUGCAACAGAGAACAGCUUCAAGCAGACCUUAGCAAAGAUCAACUUCAAAGUGCUGGAUUCAGAGAUGGUGGCCAUCAUGACUGACAAGUGGUCCCCUUGGACCUGGGCCAGCUCAGUGCGAGCACUGCAGUUCCACCCAAAGGACUUUGUGGGAGCUUUCAGCCACUCAGAAAUGCAGAUGAUUAACCAGUACUGCAAAGACAGUAGACAGCAAGGUCAGCAGAGGGAAGAACCCCAGAAGAUGAGAGGGGACUACAGCAAACUAAAGGCCCUUAUCAAUAGCAGGAAAAGUAGAAAUAGAAGGAAUCAGUUACCUGGAUCUUAAUUUUAUUUUGUAGUAACAGAUAUCUUUGUUCUCACUGUAGGGGGCUUGUAUUUGUCUAUUGAGAACAAAUUUGAGCAAAUCUGAUAAAAAAAAUUAAGUGAAAAUUCAACGAGUCUCGGAAAAGAUCCAUCUCCCAAAAAAAUGCAGUGUAACUUAACUAAAGAAAAUAAUUCAGAGCAUUUUCUUUCCUAGAUGCUUACUGACUAGGUUAGGCUCUGUCCUAGAUUCAGAACUGGGUAUUCGUCUUAAACCAGAUUCACCAUUAACAUCUCAGUAUUUAAUUACAGCUGAAUAGAAGGUUUUACAAAAUCAAUGCAUUAUAUUGCAACUCUGAAACUGUACCAACCAGACUGCUGGUGAAAGAAUCUGGAUUAAAAUGCAUGCUCAAAGCAGGAUGGUACUAAGAUUUCCUUGCACUGCAUAUAAGAACAUGAGUUUCUUCUUGUUUACUAUUUUAUAUUGGGUUUACAGCUUUCACUCAUUGUUCAAAUCAUGCGAAUGCAUGCUGAUAGGAAGCAAGGAAAGUAUAGUAGAAAUGUUUCAUUCGUUCAGAGGUCAAAUGAAGGAAUGAGUAGGAGCAAGACAAAAAUUAUACUUUAUCAGAGGAAACACUGAUUAUUGUGCAUAGUAUGAGUUGUAAUAAAUUAAUAAUGAGUUCUGGAAUGUAACUUAAAAUAUCUCUGCUCAUAUUGAUUUUUAUUAAAAUAGGGCAUCCUAUAACACUACAUAGCUUUAUAAGUGGCACUAAGCUAACAUGAGAAUGUUCAUUAUACAUACAGUUUUGAAGAACACCUACGUGACUUAGGUAUUUUAGCUAUUUUUUUUAAGAAUUACACUCCUCUUUUUUUUUUUUCAAAGGGCAGAAUAUGGGUAUACCGUAUGGUGUUUACUUGGAAAUGAAUAAUACAGGUUAUCUUCAAUCUGUUCCAUGAUUGAAUUAGAGUCGAUGUGCAAUGUGGAAACAAGUCAUGCACAUCUUUGAAAGUUUCAAAACAUUAUUUUUACAACUGUUUUCUCAAAGUUGCAAAUAUUUAAACUAGAAUUUUGAAAUUAAACCAUUUCCAUUUUACAGUCUUUGUACCCUUUUUCUUUCCAAUGUUAUUUUCACAGUUUCCUCUUAUUUUUAGUUUUCUGCUGAAAAUGAGAUCAGGAAAAGGAAAAAAGAAAAUGAGGUAAAAACAAAAAUAAAGAAUGGAUUUGGGUCAAAAUUUAUGCAGAAAUACUUUUGUUUAGGAAGCAGCUGUCAGGUCUAAUAAGUAUGUUUAAUGGAAAACUGGGUAAAUGUUGCAUCAAGCCAUGCUGGGAAAAGCUAUCGCUUGCUUUUUUCGAGCAACACCAGUGCCAGAAAAUAGGGACAAAUCCUCCUCAUUGGCUAUGUAAGAGUAUUCCAGAAGCCACUGAGUCUGUGUAAAGGGGAUGAGAUAGAUAACAGGGAUUAAAAAUAUGAGUACCUUAGAGAAAUUAUGAUUUAUUCCAUUAUCUUUUAUGAUAGUAUACAAAAAUAUAAACUAAUGUUCAGCUCAAAACUGAGCUGUUAAGCUCAAAAAAAAAAAAGCUAUAUUUCUGUUUAAAAAAAAAAAAAGUGAAAAUAAUUUCUGAAUCCAGAGAAGAUAAGAAAAAGAUAUUUUUAAAAAGUUGAUAGUUCCAGCCAGUAGCAGAUGGAUACUGUAUUUUAAAACAUAGUUUUAAACAGUUUAAUGGGUCUUUGUUGAAACUCUUUGGGCAUUAUUUUGAUUCUGCUUCUAUUAGAAUACUCUGGGAGUAACUCUACAGCAUGUAGAACACCUCUGGAUUUAUGCCAGUAGGAAUUAAGAUCUAGUGCAAUGGAGGUAACUCCGGUAUUUACCUGAUAUCAGUUACUUUAUCAGUAACUUUAACAUUAUAAGUGUCACUUUGUCACCACGUGACGCAGAACAGCUGGGACAUUGGCCCUGAUUGAUCAAACCGCUUAAACACUGUCUCUUUGAUGCUGGUGGGAGCUCUUGGAAUUUAAAUUGUGUGCUUACUGCUUGCUUCAAAGGGGAUGGCAAUGCCAGCUUGCUCAUAUAUUGUCAUCUAGUUAAGUGCUUUCCUUAAUCAAGGCCUAAAUACAUAUUUCUGCAACAUGUAGCCACUGGUAUUUAAGGUCCUUUUUAUGGAAACCAUCAGGAAACUUUGACUAGAGAGCUUGGUGAGCUUGGAUCUGGCCCCAAGAGCUGGCAAAGCAGACUUUGGAGUUAAAAAAAAAAAAAAGGAAAAUAAGAUGGUUAAGGAAAAAUAAGGGGUUUAUUUAUUUCCCCCCCUCUCCCCCAGCUGACAUUCAGUGCAGCAAACUACUCUUUUUAUUUUUCUGAGGAUGACUGACUUCUGAAGUGUGUAAGUAACAAACCAAAAAUCGAGUGCCAUAAAAUAGAACUACCUCCUGGAAUGACAUCAGUGCAUAUACUCUGUAUGCUGCCAUGCUCUUUCUAUAUCCCCAGCAGAUUCACUGCAGAGUUAGUGUGAUAUUAACGUCUAUUGCGAGGACCAUAAUUGUUUCCAGAUGGAAUAUGGUGAUUAAUAGGUAUUUAAGGGUACAAUUUACCCUUUAAGUGGUUAGCUACAGUGAUAUUUUAAUAGCCCCCCCAUUAGGCCUCAGAAAUUACAGUUACACUGUUUUCUAGUAGAACAUUGGCAAUAAGGGAUUCCGUUAAAACAAUCAGCAUAGCUCAGAGUUUCAUAUGAUUAUAAAAUAAUAUUUUUAAAGCUGCUUCAUAUACCAUUAUUAUGGUAUGACUGUUUAAGGGAUUAUACUUAAACUAACAUUUUUCCUGCUGCAUGAAAACUUCAGCAUAUAUAUAAUAAACUUCUGUCAGAGCGUAACUGGUCCAAGCUUCCAUGCUUUAGCAGCCUUCCCUUGUGUAUAGAGUAGUCAGGAGCCAGAUGCUCAGCUGGUAUAAACUAAUGUGACUUCCUCACUGUCCAUUUAGCUACUGCGGUUUAUACCAGUUGAGGGUUUGGCCCUCAGUGUACAGAAAAGACAAACUGCAAUUUUUAUUUCUUUAAAGCAGCCCCUCUACUGUAGGUAACACCAAAACUUAAGACUGUAAUAUUGUUUGUGCUAUUUAAUACUUCCUAUUUUGAAGAUUACUAAAUAAUGUAUAUAAUUUUAUUCCUUAAGAAAUACAAAAGCAAAAUGACUUCUAGGCAAAGCUUCACCAAAUGUAAAGAUAUGUUCUCUGCUAAGAACUUCACCGUGUACUGAUAUUUUUUGGCUAUUUUUAUUUUGUGUAGUUUGUAAAGUUUGCUGAAAUCUUGACCUAACAAUGUGUUCUUUGCAGUUGUUGUUACUGUAGAUAUGCGUGUUUUAUUAAGAAAUCUUGUUUUUAAAAAGUGUAGGUAUGUGUAUAAGUUCCUAGCAUGAUGAAACUGUCAUUACAGUGAAUAUGCAUUAUAUAGCGUGUAAGAAAGAACAAAAUGUAGUUUAACAUAGUGCUAUUUAAUUGAAUAUCUAAAAUACUAUUUGCCUGACAAAAUAAAGUGUGUUGCAACAACUUAAAAA